UCGUUGAAAUUUAAAAACACUAUAAAAAGCAUUAGGUCUCUCUCUGCCGCGGUUGCGCUCUCUCCGCCGCCGUCUCUCUCCGUCGUGUCCUCCACUCCCUCUGCUGCAUUUCAGACUCCCAUCUACCGGUUUCCGUCUUUCUUCCCACCGUUCAAUAAUUUACUGGAUUUCACUAACUGUAGAUAAUCCGCGUCCGCUUCCUAUAGCUACAUUGGAUUGGAUUCAUAUAUUUCAAGGAGUGUUUGGUUUAAUUGGUACUUCUUGAUAUCCGGAAUGGAAAUCAAUUUGGGGAAACUUGCAUUUGAUAUUGAUUUUCAUCCAUCUGAUAAUCUUGUUGCUACAGGACUCAUAGAUGGUGACCUUCACUUAUACCGUUAUAGCUCUGAUAACGACCCGGUAAGGGUAUUGGAAAUUCAUGCUCACACCGAGUCUUGCAGAGCUGCUCGAUUCAUCAAUGGUGGACGUGCGUUGUUGACGGGUUCUCCCGAUUGCUCGAUACUGGCUACAGACGUGGAAACUGGAUCUACCAUUGCCCGAAUUGAUAAUGCCCAUGAGGCUGCAGUCAAUAAAUUGAUAAACUUGACUGAGUCAACCGUCGCUUCAGGAGAUGAUGAAGGUUGUAUUAAGGUUUGGGAUAUCAGAGAACGUUCUUGUUGCAAUUCAUUUGAAGCCCAUGAGGACUACAUUUCAGACAUUACUUUUGCAUCUGAUGCGAUGAAACUAUUAGCCACGAGUGGAGACGGGACUCUUUCUGUUUGUAAUCUUCGACGGAAUAAAGUCCAAGCCCAAUCUGAAUUUUCUGAAGACGAGCUAUUGUCUGUUGUUCUAAUGAAGAAUGGUAGGAAAGUUGUUUGCGGAUCACAAACUGGAAUCCUGCUAUUGUAUUCAUGGGGAUGCUUCAAGGAUUGCAGUGAUCGAUUUGUGGAUCUCUCUUCAAAUUCUAUUGAUGCCAUCUUAAAGCUUGAUGAAGAUAGGAUUAUCACUGGAUCAGAGAAUGGGAUGAUCAACUUGGUUGGGAUAUUGCCGAACAGAAUCAUUCAGCCUAUUGCAGAGCACUCCGAAUAUCCUGUCGAAUGUCUUGCAUUCUCUCAUGAUAGAAAGUUUCUCGGAAGUAUUGCACAUGAUCAAAUGUUAAAGCUAUGGGACUUGGACAAUAUACUGCAAGGUUCAACAAGCACAGCAAGAAGUGAAACUGGUGUGAUUGACAACGAGGUCGACAGUGACGACGAUGAUGAGAUGGAUGUAGAUAACAAUCAUUCUAAGUCUUCUAAAGGGAACAAGAGAAAGAAUGCAAAUAACGGGCAUGCUGUAGGUGAUUCAAACAACUUCUUUGCAGAUUUAUAGGAGAUUUUGGCUACAACUUUUCCAUAAGCAUCACAAAUAUUUGCCAUAAACACAACCUUUUCAAACAGUUUUGAUAAUCAGACUUAAUUUUUUAUUUAUUUACAUUUUGUUUUCCAAUAGUAAUGAUCAUAUGUUCUUUGUUUUUAAAGAUUUCUGAAAGAUAUUUAGUCACUGAAAAGAGUAUCAAAAUUGCAUAAAAGUUGAUUUAAAUAUCCAUAUUAAGUGUAUAUUUGACCAAACUCUUUGAAUUUAAAUCAAUAUGAUUUCAAGAA
This is a messenger RNA of Trifolium pratense (red clover), 1616 nucleotides long. Its product is annotated as WD repeat-containing protein 55-like. The transcript has 17 exons. The record is from RefSeq and is a predicted model, not a curated record. The coding region runs from base 274 to 1344 and encodes 356 amino acids. Gene Ontology annotation, molecular function: protein binding. Lineage: Eukaryota; Viridiplantae; Streptophyta; Magnoliopsida; Fabales; Fabaceae.